Molecule: messenger RNA, 2251 nt
Organism: Hyaena hyaena (striped hyena)
Lineage: Eukaryota; Metazoa; Chordata; Mammalia; Carnivora; Hyaenidae
Gene: MBOAT1
Product: membrane bound O-acyltransferase domain containing 1
Exons: 13
Coding region: 200-1684 (494 amino acids)
Biological process (GO): lipid modification
Cellular component (GO): membrane
Molecular function (GO): acyltransferase activity
Source: RefSeq, a predicted model, not a curated record
CCUGCCCCGAGCUCGCGCGCCGGGAGUCUGCGCCCGCCGCGGCCCCGGGCCUGGUCGCGCGCUCCCCGCGAGCAGGGCGGCCGCGCGCGCGCGCGCACGGCUGGGGCAGCCGCCCACGGGCGCUGGGGCCGGAGCAGGGCGAGCCGGGCGAGCCGGGCGGCGCGGGCUGGGGCCGGGGGGCGCCUCCCGAAGAUGCAGGAUGGCAGCAGAGCCGGCGGCCAGCCCCUCGUACCGCACGACGGGCUCCACCUGCCUGCACCCGCUCAGCGAGCUCCUGGGCAUCCCGCUGGACCAGGUGAAUUUUGUAGCAUGCCAGCUUUUUGCCUUGUUCGCUGCUUUCUGGUUCCGCAUCUAUUUGAGUCCUGGUAAAACCAGUCCUGAUGUCCGACAUGCAUUUGCCACCAUCUUUGGCAUCUAUUUUGUCAUCUUUUGUUUUGGCUGGUACUCCGUGCAUCUUUUUGUGCUGGUGUUAAUGUGCUACGGGAUCAUGGUCACUGCAAGUGUAUCCAGUAUUCACAGAUACUCCUUUUUUGUAGCAAUGGGAUACCUUACAAUAUGCCACAUCAGCCGAAUAUAUAUCUUCCACUAUGGGAUUCUCACUACAGAUUUUUCUGGGCCUCUGAUGAUUGUCACACAGAAGAUCACGGCCUUGGCAUUCCAAGUUCAUGAUGGAUUAGGUCGAAGAUCUGAAGACCUGUCUAAUGAGCAACGUCGACUCGCUGUGAAAGUAAAACCCUCUUUUUUGGAAUACUUAAGCUAUCUUCUCAACUUCAUGAGUGUCAUAGCUGGCCCUUGCAACAAUUUCAAGGAUUAUAUAGCCUUUAUUGAGGGGAGACAUACGCACAUGAAGUUGCUGGAAGUGAACUGGAAGCAGAGAGGUUUCCACAGCCUGCCGGAGCCUUCUCCCACUGGAGCUGUGAUCCACAAGUUGUACAUGACCUUGGUGUCUCUCCUUCUGUUUUUGACCCUCACGAAGACCUUCCCUGUCACCUGCCUGGUUGAUGACUGGUUUGUUCAUAAAGCAAGCUUUCUGAGUCGACUGUGCUACUUAUAUAUUGUCAUGCAAGCCUCGAAGCCCAAGUAUUACUUUGCCUGGACGUUAGCUGAUGCAGUGAAUAAUGCAGCUGGAUUUGGGUUCAGCGGAGUGGAUAAGAAUGGAAAUUUCUGUUGGGAUCUGCUUUCUAACCUAAACAUCUGGAAAAUUGAGACUGCCACAAGUUUCAAAAUGUACUUAGAAAACUGGAAUAUUCAGACAGCUGCUUGGCUCAAGCGAGUGUGCUACGAGCGGGUUCCCUGGUACCCCACGGUGCUAACCUUUGUCCUGUCUGCCUUGUGGCAUGGCGUCUACCCUGGAUACUAUUUUACCUUCUUAACUGGAACCCUCGUCACAGUAGCGGCCAGAACGAUGAGGAACAACUACAGACAUUACUUCCUUUCCUCAAAAGCCCUCAAGGUUGCGUAUGACGUAGUCACCUGGGCAGUCACUCAGCUGGCCGUCUCCUACACUGUCGCACCCUUUGUUAUGUUAGCCGUUGAGCCAACCAUCAGCUUAUACAAGUCCAUGUACUUUUAUUUACACAUCAUAAGUCUCCUGAUAAUACUCUUUCUGCCAGUCAAACCACACGCUCAUAUUCAAAGGCAGCCUCAAACUCUGAACUCUGUUAAUAAGGAAAAAAAAGAUUGAUACCUCCAAGGAAAGUUGAGCAUGUAAAACUGCAAAACAUUGGAAAAUGGAGACCAAAAGGCUCAAGGGUCCUUCAGUGCCUUAGAAGCAAUGUUUACAUGCAUUUUUUUUUUUGAAGUGCAGGGAGAAUUUUUAUAAAGCCUUUUUGUACCAUGAAGUCAGCCAUGCCGAGUUGAUCUGAUGUUUCCUAGGACCUUUGAGUGGUGCGGAGGUGUGUGCAGAAGGGGCCAGAGACUGCCCAUCCCAGGCUGCUGGGGCUUUGCUCCUCUGGCACGAUUUCCAGCCUCUGGAGCCCAUGCACCUGCUCCGGAAGGCAGAAGAUGGCUGCUGACAGAGCUGAUCUUCCAGAACAUAUCCAGAUAGGGUUGUUCCUUAAGAAGCCCCAGACCCUUUGACCCCAGUGACUGCACUCAGAAGACCACGGAGGAGAGGGAUCCUGAAGGAAAGAGCCAGGAGGACUUGGCCAUGAACACUCGAGUGGACGGACAGUCAGGCAUGCCCUAAAGCAGGCUGCGUUUUUUCCCCUAGAGAUAGAACUCUUCCGUUUUUUUCUUCUGAACUGAGCCA